GUCUUCUGCUGGCGCCUUCUUCGCAUGACUCUAUAAACUGCUGGCUUGAUGGUGUGGUUGAAAAUCUCGUCAAAGAGUCUUGCUCACGCAACUUUUGAGAUGCUGGCAAAACUGUAGUGCGAAACAGCAAUGCAGACAUAUCCUGACCUGGAGCUACAAGAAUAACACUUAUGUCCUUCCCUGUACGUUCAGAUCCCCGUCAGCCGGAAGUGCACGCUAGCACUCUCCUUCUCGUAGGCACGAAACUGCUCUGUGCCUGGUUUGGUGGCACCAAAGAGGGAUAUCCCGACACCAAGAUUUGGUUAUCAACACGUGACUUGUCUCAAGCAGAUAGCUCCUGGUCCGAUUCCUACCCUGUAGCUGCUGAGGAUGGAUUAGCACAUUGGAAUCCUGUAUUGCUGGAAAUUCAAAAUCCCGAGAAAGUUCUCCUCUUUUACAAAGUUGGCUCUCCAAUCUCAUCGUGGUAUACUAAAGUUAUUGAGUCCGAGGAUGGCGGAAGCACUUGGAGCAGGCCACGAGAACUUGUUCCUGGAGACAAAGGUGGCCGUGGACCUGUAAAAAACAAGCCUAUCCUUUUGUCCGAUGGGUCCAUAAUUGCUCCAUCUUCCUUGGAAACUCCAGAUGGGGUCUGGAAUUGUUUCACAGACCGUUCUUCUGACGGUGGCAAAACAUGGCAGCGGUCAGAAUUCGCGCCAAUUGAUCGGACAUCAUGGCCAGGAGAGGGUGCUAUUCAGCCAAGUUUGAUCAACUAUGCUCCUAACAAGAUUACGAUGUUGACACGGAGCUCUGCUGGCUUUGUUGCCCGAUCUGAUUCUGACGACAAUGGAAAGACCUGGGGAAAGAUGUACUUGACCCCUCUGUUCAACAACAAUAGUGGCCUGGACGCUCUUCGCCUCGAAAAUGGAACAUGGCUUGUGGUACAUAAUCCGGUGCAACAGAGAUGGGGCCCACGGACGCCUCUGGUAAUAUCUAGCUCUUCAGAUGAGGGUAAAACUUGGCGAACGAUCGUGAGCUUAGAAGAUAAGCCACCACCAGCUGGAUUUACCAGCAUUGUAGCGCUAGAUACGGGCAUUGUGAACGAUGGCGAAAGUGAAUUUAGUUAUCCGGCUAUCAUCAGUGAUGGAAAAGGUGGUGUGCAUGUCAGCUACACGUAUGAGAGAAGCGGUAUAAAACAUGUGCACCUCGAGGCUGCUCGACUGACGUAG
Messenger RNA from Verruconis gallopava, 1205 nucleotides. RefSeq lists its product as uncharacterized. The transcript is spliced from 4 exons. Bases 171 to 1205 code for a protein of 344 amino acids. The record is from RefSeq and is a predicted model, not a curated record. Lineage: Eukaryota; Fungi; Ascomycota; Dothideomycetes; Venturiales; Sympoventuriaceae.